Bemisia tabaci is the source of this 7057-nucleotide messenger RNA. The record is from RefSeq and is a predicted model, not a curated record. Lineage: Eukaryota; Metazoa; Arthropoda; Insecta; Hemiptera; Aleyrodidae.
UUGGCGACUGAGGUUCAUGCGGGUCGUUUACGUUCUUAUCUCACUCGGCGCACGGCGUCUAACCUAACCUCUUAGAAUUCUGUCGUGAUUACUCCGCGUGGUCUGUACGUUCGAUUAGAUUCCAGUGUUGUCUGUUCCUAGAGUGACCAAUCGGAAGGUUUUCGCGCCAGCGUGUCUGUCUGGCGCUUGUUAUCUGAAUCAGUCGCUAGUCUGAUCGAAACGUCGACGAAGUGCGUGGUCGUCGGUGUGUGGUCUCAGUUUUCGCGGCGGUCUCGCCUUGCUGUUGUUGAUUCUCCCGAUUGAUUGAUCAGAGCUGUUGCAGACGGAUUUUUGUGUUGACAACUCGUCGGUCAUUUGAUUCUAACUAGUUUGACUCUUGUUAUUGUGUGUGGUGUCGCAGUAUUUCCUUUGGAUUCGAAUCUGCUGGCCAUCUUUGGAUACCUUGUGAACAGGUUGGAGACGUGCGAAGGUCAUUCUCGGAGUCGGAGCAGAAGGAUGCACUCAGGAUGAUGGAAUCAGCUCUAGAUAACCCUUGCUACUUCACCCACACGACUUUCAAGCCGGCGCCGAAAGACAAGUCGACGCUACCGGCGGCGCUGACCAAUUCCCUGAAGAAGCGGAAGGGUUGCUCGACGCCCUCGCUGCACCCGGGCGACCGCGAUCGACGCAACCGAUCGCUGCUGCGCUCUUUGUCGGCCAAUGCGGACGACACGCGACUCCUCGUGCUCGGCAACCCGCGCCCUUCCGACCUGGCCCCGUGCGAGUCGCCCAAGCGCGGCAACGGCAAGGGCGACUUCCAGGGCGGCGACAUGGUCCUCUGCACGGGCGCCGCCGCCCCUUCCGAGCCCCCGCCGCCCUUCCUCGAGCCCGGCCCCACCCCGCGCUACGUGAACACGGCCACGCUCCCGCCCCCCGGGAGGCGCCGCCACUCCCUCACCUCCUUCCUCCGCCCCGUCUCGGCAGCUGCCCUUCGCGUUCCGGAUGGUCAUCUCUACCCCCGCAGCACACCCGCUCCCGUCUCGGAAAAUGGAGGCAUGAAGUGCAGCGACAUCCUAGAUAUCCUCCUGGUUUAUUAUGGACAGAGCGAGGGCUCAACGCAAUGGGCCAAUUACCUGACACAUUGUUUUCAGCAAAUUGCCCGGGAGCAAGCCAGAAGCCCUUUCAGGAUCGCGAAUGUGCACAUCGAGGACGUGUUGACGGGAGCGAUGAGCUGGAGCGAGCAGGAGAAACUGUCGCACGCCCGGCUCCAGAUCGUCAUCGUCUGCCCGCACUUCCUGAGUCGCCUGGACAACUGCACGCCCUCCAGCCCCGGGCUCAGUUCCCUUCUUCAGUCCGGCAAAGUCCUCGCGAUGCUUCUCGGCGUCAACGAGGAGUACUUCACCAACCAGCAGCGAAGAGCUAUGAUGUUCAAUGAGCAGUGGCGCCGGUUGGUUGUGAAGGAUCAGGAUCCAGCUUUCGUAGGUGACUUUCUCGGAGUUGCAAUGGAUAUCUUCAGUCGAUCAUGGCAUCUCCAGAUGGCGAUCAGUCAAGCAUCUGGGUUGGAUGAUAAAGCACACUUUUCUGUUCUUCCUAAAAAAAUAAAAAUGGGGCAGAACAAAGUCAUUAUUUCAUUGACGGAGCCUUUGGAAGCUGAUGAUAACAUCAGAAUAACCCUAGAAAAAAGCGGAGAAAAAAUUGAAGUCUCUGCAUUCAAGAAAAAAAAUCCUUACACGAUUCAAUUUGCUGUUCCUCCAACUUGCUUGCAAGUGUCCCUGUUGAUCAAUGUCUUUCUGGAGAAGAAUGGAAAGCCCCUUGGGCACCGUGCAAUAAAGUGUGAAAGUCGGAUGCGAGAGCUGGAACAAAUUUUAAGAUCUUGCGACAAACCUCUAUUUUUCAUGUGUCAGACACUUGGACUUGGUCCUGGAGAAAAAGAUCAGCUUGAUUCUUUCUUGGUCUCUGCCUUCCAGCGGAAUAUCCCUCCUGACUUUUCACUUCUCGCACCAGCAGAGAAUAGAUUUUAUUCAAGUCCCGAAGAAUAUCCAACAUUGUUACAUUUUGCUGCUAAAUUUGGCCUGGAAAAAUUGUGCUGGCAGCUGCUGGAGUGCCCUGGAGGAGUGCAAGCAUGUCAAAUUCGCAAUGGAUCUCAACUGACACCAGCAGACAUGGCUGAACAGUCAGGUCAUCUAAGUUUAACCAAUGCCUUGAAAGGAUACUUGCAAAUGACCGAAUUGACAAGCAUGUAUCAUUAUCUGAAGGGCAUGAGUGAUGGCCAAUUAGCUUUCAAUGAUUCAAAUUACCUAAUUCCUCGUCCAAUGCUUGACACAUACUCCAUCCCACCGCACGCACGACCGUUUAAUGCUCCAAUUUCUCCACCAUCUACUCGGACAACUCCAACACCUGUGGCUACACCUCUUUCAACCCCAGCAUCUCCGUUCUACACUAACAUUACAUCUUAUGCUGUGCCUCCGUCUCCAGUAUCUGUCAGCUUCUCCGCCGGAGCAAACUACCAGUUCCCACCACCGCCCCUUCCAGUCAGUUUUGGCAACUACCAAAUGCCGGUGACGGAAGGAUCAAUUAGCUCGCCUGUUGCUGCGUCUACGCCUACGGAUGGAGUGCCACCUUUUGGAGGCUAUAUGCAUAUGAGUGCUUCAAUAGAUCGGGAAGGAUCAGCGAAUCAUCUAAGAGGAGAUUUAAAACUUGAUCUGGAAUCAAAAUCUGGCAAUAAAAGAGACACCCUAGGAUCCAUUUCCUCUGGAAGUGCUGAAAAUAGUAGUGGUCCAGCCUUAGGAGAAAUUAGACCGUUUCCUCAUCAUUCAAACCCGCAAGAUGAACUGGCAGAAAUACUCAUGGAUUUCAAGAAUCAUGCUCACACUAUUGCUGAAGUAGAAAAUCUAGUCGAAAGUUGGAGAAAUCGGAAUGAUGUUCAGCAGUCUUUUAGAGAAAAACAGGAGCAAAUUCACCAAAUGAGGCUUGAAUAUGAGAGAAUACAAAAUUCAAUGAAGGAAAAAUUGAAGCGACCGACUCCUUUUGAAAGAAUCAAGAAGCUCUUCACCAGAAAAUCAAAACAUACGCAAGAGCACCCUUUGUCUGAAAAUGGAAAGUAUCAACCUAAUCCUGAUGCAGUUUGUAAUCGUUUAGCAAGUAGCCUAAGCCUUCACAGCUCAUCAAGCUCAUCUUCUGGGCGAGUAAGCUCUACAAGUGGUGUGAGUGUAUCAGAGAGCUAUGCGCAUUCAGAGUACAAUGAACGCCGCAACACUGGAAGCAGUGACUCAAAGAGCACAAAGCCCGGCUCGGCCAGUUCCAAAGAAGAUAUAUCUACGAUGGGCAGCAUCCGCUACAAUUUCCCCAACACCUUCAAGAUCCACUCGGAGUAUGUGCUGAGUAAUCAGGCUAAAAUGCAAGAGAACACUGAUGAUAAGGCCUCAGAAUCAAACGAAUCAAGUAACCGUGGUAGCUGGACUUCACAGGAACAGUUCCCUCGUGUCCUUGAAGAAGACUCGUUUAGUGAGCAUUCUGAAAACCAAAGUAUCACUGUGGCAGAAAUACACAAUUCGGAUACCAAUGAUGACAGUCCAUUGCCAGAAAAACGUCCAAUGGAUAUUCAAGAGAAAAGUGACGACUUAUCGGAGACGGAAGACUCACCGCUUUUGUGCAAAGUUGACGCCAAUAAGAAUAUACUAGUAAAAUACUCCGUCACAAAGGUGUAGCUUUCCAUGCUAAAUGGUAAAUUCAAAUGUAUUCAUUUUGACUUGAUACCCUAAUAUGUCAACUGUUUUCAAAGAAAGACAGAUUAUACUCAGUUUGGACUCAAGUGAAAAUUUUUAUUUCUCAGUUAUUUUUUGCUCAUCAGGCCACAAAUUCUAUUAAAAAGCUCCCUUUUUACAUAAUCUUUCCUUCGUUGAGUUGUAAGCUAACUCAGUAUGAUUAUUUAUUUUAAGGAAAAUUUUGCUCAUAUGCCUUCAACAACAUCAUUUUGCUAAUAUUCAAAAGCACUGCUUGUUUUGAGCAUCCAUAGAGGUGCCUUCGUUAUGACUUGGAAUUUGUUUCAAAUUGUUUACUUUUUUCUCUCACUUAUUGAAUGAGUUGCUCCUCUGUGCAUUCUGUGAAUGACAUUGAUAAUUUUAUAUGUUAUCUGACAGGAGGACUUGUUAAGUUGCUUCCUUCUCUUUCUCUCUCUAUCCCUCUCCUCCCCCAUUACAGUGUGUACAGUCAAUUUACCAGUUUUGCUCUCCUUUUUUUUUCUUUUUUUGAGGUAAGUCGUACCGUCCAGUAUUUUUAACUUAUUUGGAUUCAAGUUAGUUUGUUUAUGUUAGAAGUUAUGUUUUUUAUUUGAUCAUGUAGAUGGCUCUUAUUUUUGUCAUGAUCUGCUGCAGAAUUUUAUUUAUUCUGAUUUUCAAGUAGGUAAUUUUUACUUGAACUGCAUGUAAAUAUUUAAAUUUUCAAUUCAAUAUCUGAUGCAAUUUUUUCCAUAAAAUGAGAUCAAAAAGUUUCUGUCACCUGGUCAGUGUGGAUUUGUAUUCCAAAAGUUUUCCCUACCUGGAAGUUAUUAAAUUAUUGUGUCUUUUAACUCUCUGUGAUUGAAGUUGGAUUAAGCUGGUUUCAACAGUCCAAAAUGUUGUCAAAACAUAUUCAUCAAUGCAUUUUCACAGUAGCCUUAGUUUUGAUCCCAUGAUCAUGUCUGAUCCAAAACAUAAUUCAACAAUUUUUGCAACCUCAAUUCUUUUUAGACCUUCAGUUUUAGGAAUUGAAACUUAGUAAUAAUCUAAUAACACAUUUUCCUUUAAAAAAAAAAAGAUUUUUCAGGGUAUUUUGUACUUUCUGAAAUCAUCCCCCUUUUUUGCGCUUGAUUUGGAAAAAGAAUAAUUUAUUCAGAGCUCACUCCAAUGAAUGAUUCAAUGAAACUAUCUGGAAACUGAGGCUCAUUAAAAGGAAAUAAUAAUGACAACUUCUAAUAACCAUAGGUAUCUUUCUGAAUGUAAGUUUCAUCGUACGUAGUCUAUGCAGUCCUGAAAAGUACUUGAUUUCGAAAUUUUGUUUGAACCAUUUGUAUAUUGGAUGCAAAUAAAUUUAUUGUUUAAUAUGGAUUUGAAUCUGAGCUCGUCCCUCUAAAGACUUGACAAAUUGCGAAAGAGGGUAAAAUCACUUUUAUGUAAUGACAAUGGAAAUACAUUUGAAUACCUUAAUCUGCCAACUUCCUUUAUCAUACUCGCAUACCCAGUCAUGUUCAUGUUCAUAAUAAUUAAUCUCUAAUUGUAAGACAUGGAAGCUUUAACUCUUCAUGUUCUUUCAUAAUCAUCGUAACUGCUGCAAUGUGUUGUGCUUGACUGAUGUACAACUUAAGUUAGGUCGAUUUUAUGGCUGUUUAGUCAAAUCAGAUUUUUAAAGAACGAAACUGAAUCAAAAUUUUCUUUUGGAAAACAUAAAAAAAAUAAUUUUUGUUUGUUAAAGAAAAGCAUGGAUUUGUAAAUGAUGUUAUAUUAUGCUUGAAACUCAAAAUUGUGAAUAUGUUAAAUAUCUAAUCUAACUUGUACAGUCUACUUUUCAUUUGUAAAAAAAUCAGCAUAGAAAUAUGUCCCAAGCUUUUCAAAAAUAUGAAUGCAAUGAUACGGUUAUUUUAAGUCGCUUUUUGUCAGCCCUCAGUUUGAUUCUCGACGGGUUGUAGAGUGAAUGAUACCUAGUCUACCAAAAAAUUCCAUAUCGACACAUGUUGACACAUAAUUUGGUACGAUUUUAAUUCUAGUCAUAAUUUUGUAAGUCGGCUGCCUCAGAAGAAAUGGUAAAUCUUUCGAUGAUUUUUUAUUUCAGUAAUUUCACAGCAGGUGAAUUUUCUUCUCUUUUUAUGGAACUGUUUCAGAUCACAAGUAUCUAACCAUCUGUAAGUUUAUCAUGAGUAUGAGUGUGCGGUAAAUGGAUAAUUUUUUUUUUUAAUGUAAAUUUGUAAAUUUGAGUUGUUUUUGCUUUGUUUUGCCUCAUCGCUCAUCGAUUGAUGAGGCACAGCCCUUUCCUUCAAAUUUCUCUCAAUACUUUGGAAUCAGGGAGAUGAGUUAUAGACUGAUUAUUUGUCUUGCAGUUUUGUCUAAGUUCAAUUUUUAAAUUUCUCAAAAAACGCACUACUUGUAUUGCUCUCUCAAUUUCAUAGAUCUUCCCAACUGCUUGCAGUGGGUAUGCCAAGUUUACGCUAUGUCCUAAGUCCAUAUUGGUUUAUUCUUUUUUUUAUAAUGUUCUUAACAGUAAAAACUUUGAAAAACUAUCAGUUUUUGAUCUCUGCAUCUUGAAAAUAUCUGAUUCAUACCAAAUAAACACAUCGAAGCUUGAUAGUUGGAUCAUCCAAAGUUGAAAGUUAACUCUUCAUAAACAGAAAGUCAACCAUUUUCCAUUCACCAUGCAUAUUUAAUUACUAGCACUUGCUCCUCUUCAAUCGGUUAUUGGAAUGAUCCAUAGGACAGGAACAUUUUGCACAGUUGCAUUUGUUGUAUUUAAUCAAUGUUUCUCACUUUCUCCCCCAACCUUAAUGUUUCCCAUGAUAUAUUUUUUUAUGAUCAUCCUUCUGACUAAACACAAUUUUUGUACUCAUUGAUAGAGAAUUAACGUCUCAAUUCAAAACAAUAUUCUGUGUCCGUAUCGACCACAUUUUUCUAUCAACUUUUUUGAAAAAGAAUUUUGGUAUUUGUGUAAUUUUCUAUUUGUUUAAGUUGUAAUUUCAAUCUUACUUAUCUGAUAUUUUUCUUUGCCCUACUUGUUAUUUUUUCGAAACAUGCAUCUAUCAGAAAAAUCAUUUUAAGUGGCCAAAGUUUUCAUUCUCCUACUCUCGCCUUUUGUACAUAUUAUCAAUAAAUUAUUUAAAUUUGUUCCAGACCUAAAGUUCUUAAAACGAAACUAUUCCUCCAUCUUACCACUGUGAAUUAUAUAAAGUUAGGUACAUAAUUAAAUCCGAGACUGUUGUCUGCACAUCCUCUAUUUUUUGUACGAAUUUAUAGUAGAUUUUGAUUUAUCUAAGUUUUCAGGAACAUCAGUAUCAUUGUAUGUAUUUAUUAAUUUAAACAUGUUUAAAGAUAUAUACUUUUUUUAUUUGUCUCAA